Molecule: messenger RNA, 1690 nt
Organism: Acanthopagrus latus (yellowfin seabream)
Lineage: Eukaryota; Metazoa; Chordata; Actinopteri; Spariformes; Sparidae
Gene: rdh12l
Product: retinol dehydrogenase 12, like
Exons: 7
Coding region: 149-1042 (297 amino acids)
Source: RefSeq, a predicted model, not a curated record
UAAUUAUCCGACGACAUUUCCGCAUCGCCAGUUUUCAAUCUAGACGCUUUUUUUUUUUAAAGAAGUUUGAUCCUGUUGAAUGUGAGAUUAAAGGUUUGUUUUCAGAUUUUGAGCAGAGAAACCAGCUGACAGCGGAAGUACAGUAAAGAUGCAGUCUCUCAAAAAUCUCUUCUCUGCUCCCUGGUCUUCUACUGCAAAGCUAGAUGGAAAGACUGUGGUCAUCACUGGUGCCAACACUGGUAUUGGCAAAGAGACAGCCCUCGACCUGGCUAAGAGAGGGGCAAAGAUCAUCAUGGGGUGUCGCGACAUGGAGAAAGCAGAGGCCGCUGUGAAAGAAAUCAUCGAAGGCUCAGCCAACCAGAAUGUUUCCUGCCUGAAACUCGACUUGUCGGACAGCAAGUCGAUCAGAGAAUUCGCUGAAGCCAUCAACAAAGAGCCCAAACUCGACAUCCUCAUCAACAAUGCUGGUGUGAUGGUUUGUCCUUACGGGAAAACAGCAGAUGGCUUUGAGAUGCAGAUCGGCGUCAAUCACUUCGGUCACUUCUUGUUGACAUAUUUGCUGAUUGACCUGAUUAAGAAAUCGGCUCCGGCCAGGAUCAUCACUGUGUCGUCCAUGGCUCACUCCUGGGGCUCCAUCAACCUGGAGGACAUCAACAGCGAGAAGAGUUAUGACAAGAGCAAAGCCUACGCUCAGAGCAAGCUGGCCAACGUCCUCUUCUCCCACACUUUGGCUAAGAAACUAGAAGGCACCGGUGUGACGACCUAUUCUCUCCACCCCGGAGUGGUCCAGACGGAUUUAUGGCGUCACCUGAAUGGCCCUCAACAGUUUGUCAUGAAGAUGGUCAGUCCGUUCACCAAAAACUCAGUCCAGGGAGCUCAGACGACCAUCUACUGCGCCGUGGAGCCAUCACUGGAGAAUCAGACUGGUGGAUACUACAGUGACUCUGCUCCUGCCAAGUGCUCAGCGUCCGGUAAGAACGACGACCUUGCACAGAAGUUGUGGGAGCUGAGCUGUCGGCUGCUGUCGAUAACGUGGGAAUGAGGCACUCAACAUAACAAUCCUUUCUCUCCUGUCCUGUUGAAUGUCUUUACUAAAUGGUGCAAUAUACUGUAUCUUCUCUCACUACUGCCUGCCAAAAAAUAAUGUGCAAGACGACAAUACCUCAGCAUGAAUUGUCUUACGGCUACUUAUUUUUCCAACACUUCUUAUAUGGACUUUUACAUACUAACAUUCAUAGUUACACAACAUGGCACUACUUAUAAAUAAGGAAAUACUAAGAUAUAAUUUGUAUUAAGUUUAAGAUUCUGAUUUUAAGAAAUUAUUUCCAUCUUAGGCACUUUUCUAUUCAUUUUUGAACAGCUUUGCAGUGGAUAUGUGGACAAAGUCGUAAAAUAAUGCAGACUGAAACUGAUUUGUAACUGAUUUGUAAUGUUUCAUACUACAGUUGUCUACAUGUUACAUGUUUCAAAUCUUUUCUCUACCUGUAUUUUCUCAAAUUAAACUCAAUGUUGCACUGCAUCAUUGAGUCAGUCAUAUUUUUGCUGUUUCAAGAAUCCAUCUAAAGGUUCAGUUAUUGUCAAGUUUCUUUCUGGUCCAGAUGAUUUAUUUUAUUAUUAGCACUAACACUUACGCCCACAUAUUACCUCUAUGACCUUUUUUGAUAGAACACAAUAAAGUCGACCGCAGUUU